This is a messenger RNA of Zophobas morio, 2871 nucleotides long. RefSeq names its product beta-alanyl-bioamine nonribosomal peptide synthetase ebony (gene e). The transcript has 9 exons. The coding region runs from base 199 to 2760 and encodes 853 amino acids. Lineage: Eukaryota; Metazoa; Arthropoda; Insecta; Coleoptera; Tenebrionidae. The record is from RefSeq and is a predicted model, not a curated record.
ACCACCACACUAUUUAUUCAAAAUUAAAUUGCCUCUCCCCUCUUAGGUGCUUACUCUGUAACCAUCUCUUUCAAACACUUUAUAUAUUUUGCACAUGACCACCGGCUCUUUUAGUUGCUUUUGAACCAUCAAUCAUCGGUUUCGUGGCGAGUCAAGUGCAGGAUACCGAACAGUGAAUUAUAGUCGGAGAUCGACACAAUGGGUUCCCUUCCCCAGUUAUCCGUGCUAAAGGGGCCACCCCGAAGCCUCAGUCACACUCAAAUCGACACCCUCUUCGAAAAAGUGGCCACGGGGCCAUCAUCCGACAAUACAGCCCUUAUUUUCGAAGAAAAUGGCGAAGUGCGCAAGCUCUCGUACCUCCAGGUGGACCGCAUCACCACGCGCUUCGCCCGAACUAUUAUCGACCUGGUGAAAACCCAAAGCUUGUCCCCCAACUCCGACGGUGACUAUAUUGUCGCCGUCAACAUGCACCCGUCCGACCACCUGGUGCUCGUUCUCUUGUCAAUUUGGAAAGCCGGGUGUGCGUACUUGCCUCUAGACCACUCAUUUCCAGCCUCGCGAAUCGAGCACAUCCUCCAGGAAGCCCAACCCGUCGUGGUCAUCUACGACGAAGAUACCAAGGACUUUGCUCAAACCCCAAAACUGUCGCACCAGGAGUUAGUCGCAGCGAGCGCGGGUCAGUCAGAGAAAGGUCUGGAGGAGCGGCUGCGACACCACAAGGACGACUUAGCGAUUGUGUUGUACACGUCAGGGAGCACGGGAAUACCGAAAGGGGUGAGAAUUCCUCACAAAGUCAUCUUGAAUAGAUUGCAGUGGCAGUUCAAAGCGUUCCCGUACGGCGACAGUGAGAAGGUUUGCGUUUUCAAGACGGCGCUCACAUUUGUGGACAGCGUUUCCGAGAUCUGGGGGCCUUUGGUGAACGGGUUGUCCGUGCUAGUGGUACCCAAGAGGGUCACGCUAGACCCGGAGAAGCUAAUCCAAACUUUGGAUGGGUACGGAAUCCAGAGACUAGUCCUAGUGCCGUCGUUGUUAAGGUCCAUUCUCAUGUGUCUUGAGUUAAAGAAAAACACGUCGUUGCUGAAAUGUCUGCGCUUGUGGGUUUGUUCCGGGGAGACCCUCACCACGUCCCUUGCUGCCGACUUCUUCAAGUAUUUCCCCCAGGAGGACUAUCGCUUGUGUAAUUUUUAUGGCAGCACUGAAAUCAUGGGUGACGUUACCUUCUAUGUAAUUUCGAACACCCAGCAGCUGAACAACCGUCUUACCGCCCCCAUUGGCAUCCCCGUCGACAACACAAUAGUGUACCUUUUGGAUUCCGAGCUGCGUCCGGUGAAAGACGGCGAAAUCGGUGAGCUCUUCGUCAGCGGGUCUAACUUAGCCGCUGGUUACGUCAACGGUCGCGACAAAGACAAAUUCGUCGAUAACCAACUCGCCAUCGACCCCAUUUUCUCCAAGUUAUACCGAACGGGUGACUUUGCACGUCUCGAAACCGGGAUUUUACUAUACGAAGGACGCACCGACUCUCAGGUGAAGAUUCGCGGACAUAGGGUGGACCUGUCGGAGGUGGAAAAGGCAGUCAGUGGGGUCAACGGAGUCGAGAAGGCCGUGGUUUUGUGCUACCAACCCGGCGAGAUGAACCAGGCACUCUUAGCAUUCGUGAAAAGUGCAGCUUUGAUGAACGAAAACCAAAUCGAAAAUAUGUUAAGACAAAAACUCACAGAGUACAUGGUCCCCCAAGUAGUACUAGUGGAAAGCAUCCCCUUGUUGGUCAACGGGAAAAUCGACAGACAAGCUUUGUUAAAGAGUUACGAAAGUACAAAUAAUAAUGAUGACGCUUGCGUGGAGAUUGAUAUUGACUACUCUGGAGUGGAAAGCGAGAAGAUGGAAGCCGCCAAGGUGCUCUUCGACACCGUGGCCUCCGUGCUUAACAGAACCGCCCGAGCUGCGAUUUCUCUCAAAGCCAACUUUUACGAAAUCGGCGGCAACUCGCUCAACUCGAUCUACACGAUAACGCGACUCAACGAGGAAGGUUACCACAUAAGCAUCGGAGAUUUCUUAUCGGCGGCCGAUUUGGGUGAAGUUUUACAACGGAUGACUUCGUCAGCGAACCCCGAAAGAUCGAGCCCGAUUUUCACAGCCGAGUUGCUGAAAAACGAGCACAAAUCGGCGGUUAUUGACAUUAUCACGACGAGUUUCUACCAGAAAGCCGACCUGGAGCAGUGGCUCAUGCCGGAUAUAUUCGAAUCCGACUACACGGAACUCAUCGACGCUCUGUGGGAGCCCCUUCUCGACAAAGCUUUGAGUUUCGUUACUAAAUCCGACUCGGGGAAGAUAGUCGGAGUGGGGCUCAACUUCGACGCGAGGGACGAGCCCGACGUGGAAAUUACCUCAAAACUGACUGUGAUAUUCGAGUUCCUGGAAUGCGUGGAAGGACCCGUAAGGGACGAGCAGCUGCCCACCGGCAAAGGCAAGAUCCUGCACUCGUUCAUGAUGGGCACCCAUUCGACUUUAUCGCCCAAAGAAAACGUAGCCGUUAUGCAAUUUAUGGAGGAUGAAGUGCUCAGGUUGGCGACGCGCAGACACUUCGAGGGGAUAUUUACGACCAACACCAGCCCCUUGACACAGCAACUCGGAACUGACGUUUAUCAUUAUCAAACUCUGCUUGAUUAUCAAGUGAAUCGAUAUGUCGCUUCGGAUGGGACGAGGCCUUUUGGCAAGGCGCCCGACUCGCAGAGAGCGAUCGCGCAAUGGAAACCUAUUUAAGAUUGUUAAUGGGUGGUUCGUAUUCCUGUGGACGUAUUUAUUGUGAUUAUGGUACCUAUUAUUGUCAUUAGUGUGCUGUUGUUGUAAAUAAAGAUAAUUAGGAUAGUUUAA